Molecule: messenger RNA, 525 nt
Organism: Indicator indicator
Lineage: Eukaryota; Metazoa; Chordata; Aves; Piciformes; Indicatoridae
Gene: CACFD1
Product: calcium channel flower domain containing 1
Exons: 5
Coding region: 1-525 (174 amino acids)
Biological process (GO): vesicle-mediated transport
Cellular component (GO): membrane
Source: RefSeq, a predicted model, not a curated record
AUGAGCUCGCAGGAUGAGCAGUUGCCAGCAGCAGCCCCUGAGCCAGCAGCUUUCUCCAGUGAUGAUGGCAUGACCUGGUGGUACAGGUGCCUCUGCAGGAUUGCCGGGGUCACCGGGGGCCUCUCCUGUGCCUGUGCUGGCCUCUGGAACUGUGUCACCAUCAACCCCCUGAACAUCGCAGCUGGCGUCUGGAUGAUGCUCAAUGCCUUUGUGCUGUUCCUGUGUGAGGCUCCUUUCUGCUGCCAGUUCAUCGAGUUCGCCAACGCCGUCGCGGCCAGGGCGGACAGGAUGCGGCCCUGGCACAAAGCUGCUUUCUACUGCGGGAUGGCUGUGGUGCCAGUCAUGCUCAGCCUGACGCUGACCACGCUCUUUGGGAACGCCAUUGCCUUCGGCACCGGAGUGCUCUACGGCCUCUCCGCGCUCGGCAAGAAGGGAGAUGCCAUUACCUAUGCCCGGAUCCAGCAGCAGCAGAAGCAGCUGGAUGAAGAGAAGCUGACAGGGACCCUGGAGGGGCAGGCUCUGUGA